Messenger RNA from Gastrolobium bilobum, 1377 nucleotides. Its product is annotated as protein trichome birefringence-like 11. The transcript is spliced from 6 exons. Gene Ontology annotation, cellular component: Golgi apparatus. The record is from RefSeq and is a predicted model, not a curated record. The annotation marks the transcript as partial. Gene Ontology annotation, molecular function: O-acetyltransferase activity. Lineage: Eukaryota; Viridiplantae; Streptophyta; Magnoliopsida; Fabales; Fabaceae.
AUGAAUGCCAUGUUGCUUGCAUGCUACCCUUCUGUGCUUACAAGUUUCCGUUUUUCUCAAGAAGUUGAAGCCAUGUCAGUUUUUGAAGCUUUUAAGAGGGCUAAGCGCUUUAGGUUGUUUGAGCCGUCUCUGGGCGUUCUUGGGUUUGUUGUUGUUACUGCCUUUGUGAUUUGCUGCUUCUUCUAUUUGGAUAACAGAGAUUUUGCUACAAGAUUUGGGUUCUUGGAUCAACCUCAGAGGUUUACUUGGCUGCGGAUAAAAGGCUCUACUGAGGAACGCAGAGUUGAGUUUCUUGGAGAGAAGGGUGGUGGGUGUGAUUUGUUUGAUGGGAAAUGGGUUUGGGAUGAGAGCUACCCAUUGUAUCAGUCAAAAGAUUGCAGCUUUCUUGAUGAAGGAUUUCGGUGUUCAGAGAAUGGACGACGUGAUUUGUUUUACACCAAAUGGAGAUGGCAACCCAAAGAUUGCAACUUACCCAGAUUCAAUGGAACAAAGAUGUUGGAAAAACUGCGAAACAAACGCUUAGUGUUUGUUGGGGACUCAAUUGGGAGAAACCAAUGGGAGUCGCUCUUAUGCAUGCUCUCUUCUGGAGUUCCUAACAAGGAAUCAAUAUAUGAAGUGAACGGCAGCCCAAUUACAAAGCACAAGGGGUUCUUGGUGUUCAAAUUCAGGGAUUUUAACUGUACAGUGGAAUACUAUAGAGCUCCAUUUCUUGUAUUGCAGAGCAGGCCUCCUACUGGAGCUCCUGGAAAGAUUAGGACAACUCUGAAAGUGGAUAAAAUGGAUUGGAACUCUUUGAAGUGGAGAGAUGCAGAUAUCCUGGUUCUUAACACAGGGCACUGGUGGAAUUAUGAGAAAACCAUAAGAGGGCGCUGUUAUUUCCAAGAAGGUAUGGAAGUGAAGUUGGAAAUGCAGGUAGAAGAUGCAUACAAGAGGUCCAUUGAGACAGUGUUGAACUGGAUACAAGAAACAGUAAAUCAUAGCAAGACGCAGGUUUUCUUUCGUACUCUAGCCCCAGUACACUUCAGAGGUGGGGAUUGGAGAAAUGGUGGAAACUGUCAUUUGGAAACAGUACCAGAGCUUGGCUCCUCAUUGGUGCCUAAUGACAACUGGUCACAAUUUAAAGCAGCCAAUGCUGUGUUAUCAGCACACAUAAAUACUUCUGAAAUUACCAAGUUCAAGGUAUUGAAUGUAACCCAGAUGACUGCUCAGAGAAAAGAUGGGCAUUCAUCUAUCUAUUAUCUGGGUCGUACCGUGGGUCCUGUGCUUCCUCAUCGCCAAGAUUGCAGCCAUUGGUGCCUGCCUGGUGUGCCUGAUUCAUGGAAUGAGCUGCUUUAUGCACUGUUGCUUAAAUAUGAGGGAUACACCACCCCAAAAGCU